Rasamsonia emersonii CBS 393.64 is the source of this 1452-nucleotide messenger RNA. Its product is annotated as Alpha/beta fold family hydrolase. Gene Ontology annotation, molecular function: hydrolase activity. The record is from RefSeq and is a predicted model, not a curated record. The transcript has 3 exons. The coding region runs from base 1 to 1452 and encodes 483 amino acids. NCBI's taxonomy places the organism in Eukaryota, Fungi, Ascomycota, Eurotiomycetes, Eurotiales, Trichocomaceae.
AUGGCUGACCAGCUGCUGAGAGCCCUGGGCUCCCUUGUCGCUUUCAGCUAUGGCCUCUUCAACCUGCUCCUCUAUACUGCUACAGCUCUGAAAGAUGGCACGUUCUUCAAGAGGCCUACAGAAAAGGAGGACCUGGAAUUACGAUUAGCUAGAGAUCGCUUCUGGAAUUUAUCCAAGCAGUGGUCUGGCUGUUUCAGUCACCAGUUCCUGACGCUGCGCGACGGAUUUAAAUUCCACUACGUCACCAACGAUGUUCCCAGCAGCCGGACGACGACCUCUCGUCCCGACCGACCGCUCGUCAUCUUCCUCCAUGGCUUCCCCGAUAGCUGGGCGUUAUGGCGCCACAUCUUCAGCUCCACUUGCAUUCGCGAAUCGAGCUCGUUAGUUGCGGUCGAUUUACCGGGAUACGGUGGGAGCGACCGGUUGGAGAAAUACACAGCUACGGACGUGCUGGAGAAAUUGACCGAGUUUAUCGUCGCCGUGAGGGAGCGGUAUGAGAUUGACAGUCAGACGAAUGGAAAAGCUACGGGAAGAGUCAUUAUUGUUGGCCAUGACUGGGGCUGCGUGCUGGCUAUGCGCCUCGCGGCUGACGCUCCUCAACUGGCGGACAGGUUUAUCCUUUGCAACGGACCUCUCGCCGGGCUAGUUUCUGCGAACAUCAGGAGGCUGGUGUCCUCCUCUGUAAAAAUGUUCAAGAUCUUUUUGCGUGCUCCGCUGCAAUCUCCGUCAAUGCUUUCGAAAGCCUUCAAUACUCUCAAGCCUGUGCUUCGGCAGCUGGUCCUGUCGGGCUAUAUCUUCGUUAUGCAACUGCCACUGCCCUUGGUCCGCUAUCUUGGCUCAGGUGGGAAUUACUCGUUCCUGAAGGGUGCCCAUAAGAUUGCGCACGGUGAAGGGGGAGAUUACACCGUGUUGGAUGCUGCGGAAUCCAUGGCGAGCACUCUAGGACCGUCUGCGGAGGAAUGUAAAACGGAGAACAGUGAUCAUGAACGGUAUCCCGAAAGCGUCAUAAAACAGCGAAGUUCAGGGAACUUUGUCAACAUGGCCAGCUACUAUAGACAUGGAACAGCCGUUACGCCUUGGUCAAAAUCGGUCGAAACGAUUGCGACUCUCCACAGUCUCGGUCGCGGUAGUGAACUGCGACGAUCGAGCAGUCGUGCCGGCGUGUUUGACGACGGACCAAAGGGGUCGCUCAAGGCGAAUGCGACCAUAAUCUGGGCCUCGAAAGAUACCGCGCUGGAGCGACAAUUGUGCUUGGACGGCAUUGGCGAUUACCUCGUUCAUAACAGCCAGGUGAUUACACUGCCACGCUCUGGACAUUGCACGCCUAUAGAGCAAGAGAGCCGGGUAGCGUUGCAGAAGGUGAUCGAGUGGGCUGUCGGAGGGGAGAAGGAAGACAUCGGGUCGGUUAUAGAGGCAAGCUACGCCGGAGCGGCGGUGACCCUUCGAACCUAG